UGGUCAAGUCGUUAUUCCUCGGCAUCUUCGUUUCACCUCCAUCUCCACAACAAUCAUUAUCAACACUCGGCGGCAUCGAUAGGCACGACUUCAACGUCAAAUCAUCAACCAGACUCAUCGCACUCGCUGCAAUCCCUGAAACCGUCAAACACUUCCUUUAGGUAUAUCGACGGCCGAAGAUAUCAUGACGACGAGACAUCCAGGUAUCCAUUACCGAACGACGAUGAAGAGAUAAAUCGAUUACAAUUGCAACACUAUUUGUUUCGAUACGCAUGGAAAGAUAAUUUUUCGUCGCCAGUAAAGGAAAUGCUAGAAAUGGGAGGAGCCCGCGUGUUGGACGUGGGAUGUGGUCCCGCUACCUGGAUCCUCGAGAUGGCCUUUCAGUUCCCGAGCAGCGAAUUCAUCGGCGUGGACUUUUCCCCAGUGUUUCCCACAUCGAUAAAACCUCAGAAUGUGGAACUAAAACAACUAAACGUGUUGACCGGUGGUCUACCAUUUGAGUCAGAUACCUUUGAUUUCGUGUACUUGCGAUUCAUGAACCUGGCCUUGACAGAGAAACAGUGGCCCGACUUAAUGCAGGAAUUG
Messenger RNA from Acaulospora morrowiae, 585 nucleotides. Lineage: Eukaryota; Fungi; Glomeromycota; Glomeromycetes; Diversisporales; Acaulosporaceae. The record is from the annotation of a GenBank genome assembly.